Messenger RNA from Aaosphaeria arxii CBS 175.79, 597 nucleotides. RefSeq lists its product as uncharacterized. The record is from RefSeq and is a predicted model, not a curated record. Lineage: Eukaryota; Fungi; Ascomycota; Dothideomycetes; Pleosporales. The transcript is spliced from 2 exons. The coding region runs from base 85 to 588 and encodes 167 amino acids.
UUUUCCUUCUUUGAAUCCUCUCAAUUGCAUUACUUCGUCAUAUAUCAAAAGUAUCCUGUUAAUUUCCAAGACCAUACCGCAAAUAUGAUCUUCAAAAACAUCGCACUCGUCGCAUCUACACUCUUCACCAUCUCCCUCGCCAGCUUCCUCGUCGUCCCCGAAGACGAAAUCUCCCUACUGCCCAUCCGCACAUUCUCGAACGAAGCAGCCGCCCAGACAUGGGCAGCAGGCGUAGUCCUCGAAGCUGCUGGCCGCUUCGAAUCCUACAUCACAGGCCCCGAAGGCCGCUCCCUCGCCAGCAAGGUCGAAGCCGCCAACACGCCGCUGCAAGAAUUCGUUGCGACGGCCACGUACGACAUCCCCGCCGUGGUGACGGCGACUGAGACGGACCAGGUCACGGUGUAUAGAUAUGCUCCGGAGUGGUAUGCGGCGCUGCCGACGGAGGUGAAGGAGGCGAAUGAGGAGUUAUCGCAGGUGUAUGUCGAUGCGAUUAAGGAUUCGAUGCAGUCGGGAGGACGGCGUUCGAGGUCGCUGGGGACUGGGAUGGGGUGUGUGGUUGCUUUUGUUGCGGUGUUGCUUGUGUUAUAAUGAAUCGAG